AGGCUCGGCUUGUUCCGCCCAGGCUGGCGGCUGGAACAUUGUCGGAGUCUGGCUUCGUCGGGACGAGCGGCGGAGCGCCUGGUCUGGGUCGGGGAUGGCAUCCCCCUCGCGGAGGCUGCAGACCAAGCCGGUCAUCACCUGCCUGAAGAGCGUCCUCCUCAUCUACACCUUCGUCUUCUGGUUCUCUGGCAUCAUCCUUCUGGGCGUCGGGAUUUGGGGCAAGGUGAGCCUGGAGGUCUACUUCUUCCUGCUGAAUGAGAAGGCCAGCAACGUUCCUUAUGUCCUGAUUGGGACAGGGCUCGUCGUCGCCCUGCUAGGCACCUUUGGCUGUUUUGCAACCUGUCGCGGAAGCACAUGGAUGCUGAAACUGUAUGCUAUGUUCUUAACCCUCAUCUUCCUUGUGGUGCUGGUGGCUGCCGUUCUGGGUUUUGUCUUCAGACAUGAGAUAAAGGACAGUUUUAAGAAAAACUAUGAAAAUGCUGUGAAGCGUUACAAUGGGACCAAAGACGAUCCUAGCAAAGCGAUUGAUGACAUCCAGAAAACAUUGCACUGCUGUGGUGUAGAGAAUUUCAUGGACUGGAACAUGAGUGAUUACUUCAAACAAAAAGGCAUCCCCAUCAGUUGCUGCAAGCCUUUGGAGAACUGCACGGAUGAUGACUUGAGGAACGUCACCAAAGCAGAAGGCAAAGUUUACGAACACGGUUGUUUUAGCCUGGUGAUACAAACCAUGGACUCUGAGAUGGGUAUUGUGGCUGGGAUCGCUUUUGGCAUGGCUUGUUUCCAGUUGAUUGGCAUUUUCUUGGCCUGCUGCCUUUCCCGGUCUAUCACAAGUAACCAGUAUGAGAUGGUGUAACACUGCAAGACGGGAGUUCGCCUGACACUCCAAGGGUUUAUUUAAACAAACAAAAAACAAAAACAGAAGAUUUUUUUUUUUUAGGAGCCACUUCCCUGACAGACUUGAGCUAUGGAAAACCCGUUUGAUUUGACUGCUCUCUUUGGGAUUUUAUUUGAAUUUUGUUUGAAAUUAUGGAGCUUUUCCUUUGAGAUUUGAAACUACUGAGGACCAGUAGUUUUAAAAAUAGAUUUUUUUUUUUAAAAAAGGGAGGCUUUACAUAGUACUAUUUCAUAGUACUAUUAGUUUCAUUAGUUUUAUUUGUGUCAUUAAUCUUCAAUGUAUUUAAGUGGACAUAUUAUUUAAAUUUAUAUUAGCCUGUUCUUGCUAUUGUAGUGUAACUUAACCAACAGCUGCCUCUUUUAGUUAAAGGCUCUUUUUCUCCCUUGA
This is a messenger RNA of Crotalus tigris (Tiger rattlesnake), 1282 nucleotides long. It is a transcript of the gene TSPAN6, whose product is annotated as tetraspanin 6. The coding region runs from base 95 to 853 and encodes 252 amino acids. Gene Ontology annotation, cellular component: membrane. The transcript has 8 exons. The record is from RefSeq and is a predicted model, not a curated record. NCBI's taxonomy places the organism in Eukaryota, Metazoa, Chordata, Lepidosauria, Squamata, Viperidae.